AUGGUAAGGGCCUGUGCGGUUGUGCCGUGUGCAUUCGGGAAACUGAAAGAAUCCGAUUUUUAUGAAGCUCUACCUCAGAUUUCAACAGAAAAACUCGAUGAGCAUGCUGAAAGUAAAAUUGCUAUUUCCUAUAAAGCAGGUUCAGUUAUAGUGAACCAAAGACAAAGAGGAAAUCCUCUAUUGAAAUCUAUAAGAAAUGUUCCAUGGGAAUAUGGGGAUAUUGUUCCAGAUUAUGUUAUGGGGCAUACUUGCUGUGCAUUGUUCUUAAGUCUGCGAUAUCACAAUUUGAACCCUCAAUACAUUCAUGAUCGUCUAAAGGACCUUGGAAAACAGUAUGAGCUACGAAUACUGCUAGUUCAAGUGGACAUCAAGGACCCCUAUACACCUAUAAAAGAACUGACAAAGAUGUGUUUGUUAGCUGAUUUAACACUUCUUCUCUCAUGGAAUGCUCAAGAAGCUGGGAAAAUUAUUGAAACCUACAAAGUGUUUGAGCACAAACCUCCUGAUUUGAUUAUGGGAAAACAAGAGAACAAUAGCACACUAUCUGGGAUUGCAGAUGCAUUAUCUUCCAUCAAGUCAGUUAAUCGCACGAAUGCAAUGACGUUGUUAUCCAAUUUUCAAACACUUGACAAAAUUUACGAGGCAACUGAAGAAGAUCUAAGUUUGAAUCCCGGAUUUGGACCCCAGAAAGCGAAACGCUUGUUUCGUGUACUCCACGACAAAUUUGUUAAGUGAUUAUCAAGCUUUUCUUCAUGCUGUAAGCGCUGUAAGUUAAUGAUCGACCUUCUUUAAUCCACAAUUACGUUGAAAUU
This is a messenger RNA of Daphnia pulex (common water flea), 812 nucleotides long. RefSeq names its product DNA excision repair protein ERCC-1-like (gene Ercc1). Gene Ontology annotation, biological process: nucleotide-excision repair; mitotic recombination; UV-damage excision repair. The transcript has 5 exons. The coding region runs from base 1 to 735 and encodes 244 amino acids. Gene Ontology annotation, molecular function: single-stranded DNA binding; damaged DNA binding. Lineage: Eukaryota; Metazoa; Arthropoda; Branchiopoda; Diplostraca; Daphniidae. Gene Ontology annotation, cellular component: nucleotide-excision repair factor 1 complex; nucleus; ERCC4-ERCC1 complex. The record is from RefSeq and is a predicted model, not a curated record.